Sphaeroforma arctica JP610 is the source of this 831-nucleotide messenger RNA. RefSeq lists its product as hypothetical. The transcript has a single exon. The record is from RefSeq and is a predicted model, not a curated record. The annotation marks the transcript as partial. Lineage: Eukaryota; Ichthyosporea; Ichthyophonida.
GCUAGAUUGCGUAUUGUCUUCUGUCCACACUGAGAGCGCAGAGUGAACACACACUAGCACCAUAGGCCGAAGUAUCACAGCAAUGGUGUGACUAUUGCAUUAGCUCUACCGGUGGGAAACGCUUUCAUCAUACAAGUACAUACUAAUACACACACCCAAUUACACCAUGCACCCAAACCACCGCCACACUGUCAAUUGAUUCAUUCCAGCAAGCUACCUCUAACUGUCCUCCACCGGUGCACCCACAAUGGAUCAAAGAUUGCGUAGGUGACUUUCUAAGGUGUAGAAUAUCACCCUAAACCCCUAAACCCCCUACACUUGGGCUGAUUGGUGUGGGCGUGUUAUUGUACACAACUGACAACAUGCAGCAGCCUACAGACAACCCGUCACCAGACACCGCAGAUGCAACCGAAUCCCUCGGGAGAAGUCAAGUGAAUGGAGAUGUGGCUGAGAGUGUGACUAACACACACGAAAAAGAGAGUUCAGUUGAGCAGAUGGUCCCAUUAGAUGACGAUGAAGAGGUGGAAGAGCCUAUAGCGACUGUCUCUGAACCGAGUAGUAGUACGCACACUGUGCCUGUAAAGAGUAUCCAACCAGAGACGGAUAUACAACCCAGCACCUCACCUCAAACGGUAACAACUGUAACGGAGAAAGACGAUACGCAAAUAGAAUUUGUACAUCGUCACCAGCUGCAAGCAGACGAUAUGUCGCCAGUUGAAGAGAGAAUGACAGGGCCAGAGCAGCCACAGCACUCGGAAGAGCCGGUCAGCGAUAAGGAUGACUGGGGAUUUGAUGGAACAACAGGAACUGUGGAUGACAACGAUCAAUCGG